Molecule: messenger RNA, 5725 nt
Organism: Patiria miniata (bat star)
Lineage: Eukaryota; Metazoa; Echinodermata; Asteroidea; Valvatida; Asterinidae
Product: regulator of G-protein signaling 8-like
Exons: 4
Coding region: 18-686 (222 amino acids)
Source: RefSeq, a predicted model, not a curated record
CAAGACGGACCCUUUCCAUGGGCGACGAUACCCUCCUCUGCGUGCCAGGGGAACCUAACUCCAUUGAUGCCGUCAGGGAAGAAGAGGACGAAAAUCCCAGUGAAUUGCCCUCCGAACAGAACUCAGUCAACAACAGGCAAAUGGGGGGACGGAAGCCGAGAAACAUUGCCAGGGAUUUAAAAGACAAGAUGCGUUUUCUGCGGAGGCGACACACCGACAGCUCGCUACGAGACACGGCCGAUAAACUGGACUGCGACAAAUCGUCCCUGGUUCAAGAGUCCGGCGAGUCGGAUGUUAGGAAAUGGUCGGACUGUUUUGAGAAUCUACUACACGACAAAACCGGCCUGGAAGCCUUCCGGAAGUUCCUCCAGACGGAGUUCAGCGACGAGAACAUCGAAUUCUGGCUGGCCUGCGAGGAAUACAAGACCCUUGACACCAGCGUCUUGGAGAGGAGAGCCCAGCAAAUAUUUGAGGACUACGUGACGAUACAGGCCCCGCGUGAGGUCAACUUAGAUUCCAGAACACGGCUAGAAACGACCGCCAACGUGAACCAUCCUGACGAGAACACCUUCGACCACGCCCAGAAGCGGAUAGAAGCCCUCAUGGAGAAGGACUCGUACCCGCGGUUCUUGCGAUCGGACAUUUACCAAAAACUUCUAAAGGAAUUCAUCAAAAAGUCCAAAUGAGGCUCGUUAAUAAUGUCAUAGUAAAACUGUUCAUCUUUUAAAAAAUAAAGUACAAUAUAGUUCAUGUUCGUCGUGGACACGGAGAAAAACGGGAACAUUUUUUUUGUGCGGAUGCAAAACUCAAGUGUACAGAGAUUAUAUAUUUCAGUGUGUACUUGACACGGAGUCCUGAAAUUGGAACGGGUAUCCGUCGGAAACCGGAAAGAAUUUGUCUCGUGAUUUGUGGCUGAUGAAAACACCAAAUGCACGAUACUUUUUUACAUGAAGUCCACAAGAGUUGUCUAGAGCCAAAUAUAAACUUGUCAGUAUUAGAAGUGUGUCGCCUCUGCCGUAGCUGUAGAAAGGUGAAGGAGUUUCACCCCGGCUGCCGCGGAUAAUACCGCCAACCCUGGAUCAAGCGGAGAUACGAGCCCCAAAGGGCAUCAUCAAGUCGUCAGAGUUACCAUGGCAACCUGUUUAAACAUUCAAUGCCAACGACAGGCGGAGCACGGGUAGUAACCGAGGAAACACGAUAUUCCCGGGACGGUGCUCCCACAAGAGGAGAACAUCUCAAGAAAUGCUUUCAAAAAAAAACUCGCGGAGAAUGAAAAAAAAGCAAAGUCUUUUCAAGUUUCUGCCGUUGACCUGUAUGCGUCUUCUCAGCUUUCUCCAAGGCUCAUUCCUCAGACUUUUGUUUCCCGAGCUACGCUAUCCUCCGAGGGGAAUGAAGGCCCCAGACAUCAAGGGACACUAAUAUGACACCUCAUAGAAUGUCAUCAAAGUCUUGUUAAUAGCUUGGCACUCCUUUUAUGUUCUUUACCCGUAAAAUCUUUGAUUGUUCAUGUUAAAGGUAGCCGAAUUCUUAACACGCACAGGAAAUCAACAUAAUUUGAUAUCUUGUUGACGGGAUGGCGAGAUCAUUGUUUUUGAAAUAUAAAGAAUGAAUCUUGAACAAAGUAAAGAUAUUUUAAAGAUGUUUUCAACAUAGCACUGGAUAGCUCAGUUGGUACAGCACGGGUACGGUAAUCCGGAGGUCGCAGGUUCAAACCCCGCUCCAGUCAAUUUCAUUGUUCAACUUUAUAGUGAGAAUCUUGAAAUGGGGUUGCCAUCUCCUUACAGAUAUUUCUUUAACAUUUCAUGGAUAAAUCUAGGAAAGCCAGUAGGACAUUACAAGAUUUAACAUGGUUCCUAAUCUUGCAGUAUUUAAAUGCCAUCUUUUUUGGGGGUCAGUAAUUUGGCUGUGGAAAGGGUUUUUUGUGAAAUGGAAUGUCGGAUGAUGACAUUUGGCACAGUGUUAAAAGUGUGUGAGAUUGCAAAUGCAGCUUUUAGUUAGAUAGCAGAAUUAUUAUAAUUACAAGAACGUCAGUGAUUGAGGUUUAAUCGUUCACAUUUUCUGUCCAACAAAUAUGGAAAAAUCUUUUUUUUCCAGUCAAUAUUAGUACUACCAUGGAACGUCUGUCACUCUAUUAUUACUACGUUUUUGCCUCCAGUCAAAUUUCAAUAAAAAAAAUUAAAAAAUUGCUGGAAAAAAACAGGAAUGUACCGUUACCAUGGUGAAGUGCAGAACAGUCAUGGCUAAUUCAUGAUAUUUGACAACUCAAAUGUUGAUUCAAAAAACAAAACAAAAUCCGAAGACAGCAAAUUUGCACAGCUGUUGAAUUUCUCCAUGCAGUCUUUUAACUGCAUUUUGAUUUAUAAUUUUUUUCUAAAAGUCAAACCCAACUCUAGAUCUUUGCCUGUACACAAGCACGUCUCAUUUUUGUCUACCACAAAAGAUGAUCAAAAUGUUCUCUUUUUUUUUAUUGACAAGAAACUGAUUUGCAUGCUCGUGUAUGUUUGAAAUUUCGACCCUUUAUUAGUGACCGCACUUUGCACAAAAAUAAUCCAAACACUUUCUCUAUAAAUCAUCACCAAAAAAAUGUGCAACUUUUUGAAAGCUUCAUAACUUAAACUGUAUGAUAAGAUGUUACAAUCCUCGAACGAACUGGAUAGAACAGUUUUUAGAAAGCACCAGAAAGUACUUAAACACGUAUUAAUAUGUAUUUUUGCACACAGGGUAGUAGUUUUUGUCACAAAAAUGCACACAGUAAAAAGACAAAAUUUGAACAAUGUAGAAAGUGACAGCAUUGUGACAGCAUUGCACAUUGUGUAAUGCUUAUGUGUAAAAGCCGUUACUUAUGCAAUUGAAUAAGAUUUUGUUAAAAGCUGCUGCUAGGCUUAAAAGACGAGAACUUUGGACGAACAGUCCUACAAAAUCUCUCUCUUUGAAGCUAAAAUAUUGUUACAAAUAUAAUUUUUUUAUGAAUAUGGAUACAAUUAUAUACAAUUAAUUUGUGAUUGACUCAGUUAUUUUAAGUCUUUUAUUUUUUAUUUUUGCCGUGAUUGAAAUCAUCAUGAUCAACUCAGAAGUUUUUCCCCUUAAUUUUGCCGUGAGGUUCCGUUAGACAUGUAAUAUUUAUUCCAGAGAACAGACAAGUUUUAAGAUUUAACUUUUUUAGAUUUCUGUGUACAUGUAUAUAAUUGCGAAUAGGUGUAUAUGAAAAAAACAAACGAUUUAGUGUACAGUGUGUAUAUGAAAACAAACAAGUAUAAUGAAAUGAAUUUUUUUCCACUUUUCUUUAUUUGGUACAUGUAUUUUGCUCAUAGCUUGCAUUUAAUCUAAGAGUUGCGGUUUAUUUUUACCAGUUGCAUCAGGAGUUUUUCUCAUGCAAAACAGAUAGAUAAUGCCCUGCAAGAAUUUGUAAAUUUCUCUUCGCCACAUUCAGUGUUACUGUUACAUUGUUACCAUUUUGGUCAAACCAGGCGGAAAUCUCACGGAGCUGAUGAGCACAGUUAUCUGCUAAGCGCGGACAAUAUUUUGCUUAACAAAAAAAGACAGGUUACCAGUAAAAUGUAAUUCUUCGUGUAUUGAUUAUGGUUGGUCCUGCGCUGAUUAUUGCUAAGCGCAUACAUUUGCUAAAUGUAUUUCCCGAGUAGAUCCAUUUAAGUCCCGCCCACUGCGUGCCUCUCCAUUGAUUUGCAUGUUCGAGACGCGCGCGUAGUGCGAGUGCACGCGCAGUGGACCAUGUUCGUGGCUGUGAUAGGUCAAAACAUCGUUUGGUGAGGCUCUUGGGUCCUGAUUACUUAACUUCAUUAUUAUAGCUCACUUUAGCUGACCAUUUGAAAGCCCUACAAAACACAUGCAUGUCUGUCUUUGCCCGUUGCGAAGAUGCAUAGAAUUUACAUAAUCACCACAGCUGACUCAUAAAUUGUGAAAUUGUUAAAACCAACCAACAACAUUGACAAGUCAAUGAAUAAGAUCAUAUAGCUGCCUCUAAAUGUAUUCCAAAAUAUUGUACUAUUAGCUGCAAUCCAUUUUUUAAAUAUUAUCAGCCGCCCUUUUCGGUUUACGCCUGUUUAAAUUUGUGUACCACCGCAAUUUAAUUCCCUUGGGAAAGAUUUUAUCUUCUGAAAAAAUAAGACAAGUGAGUGUAUGUAAGAUGAUAAAAAAAAAUAAGUCUAUAUUUGAGUCGGACAUUAUCAAUUGAGUAAAUCAGUCUAGCUUUUUUUAUAACAAUAAAGUUAGAUGCUUUGAUGGUGUUGCCCUUUAAUUUGAGGGAAAGGAUAUUUAUAUAUGGCUAAUAAUUGUUUUCUGGUUGUUUAAGCCCCGCCCACAUGCACACGUGACGUGAGCAAGCACGCACGUGCGCGCCCAAUGGCGUCUUGACCAAUCUCAGCCGUGUGGCAAUGCAGCGUGGUGUUGUUACGGGUGCGCGUGCUCUUGCCCACGCGGGCAGUGGGCGGAGCCUGGUGGUCGGUCUAUUGCGACCGUGAUUGGUCAAAAAAAAUCAUGCGGCGGGGCUUAAUCAAUCGGUUUAGUAUUACUGUGUAUUGGUAAUGUUAAGGUAUUAUCACAAUGAACAACUUACGUUGUUUUAACUUCAUUAAAAUGUUUUGGUUUCUACAAUAGAUGAAAUGGAAACAAAAUUGCAUCGAGGCCAAAUUUCCUUCUUCAUUUUUGUACUGAAGAAAAAGAAACAGCUGAAGUCAAUUUUAUGUAUUUUUUGUCGUGUAUCGUGACAGCAGCGUCAUGUCAGUAAUACAUAGAAAAGCGUGCAAUGGUGGUCACAACAUUACGUUUGAAACAACGCUUCCAUUUUGAAACCAAAACGUUCGAUUGCAAAAUAAAAACGUCCAUGAAUUAAACAAUUUAAUUUUGUGACCCGGUGUCAUAUGAAAAUCCGACUCCUAUGAAAAUCGGACUCAUUUUCCCUAUUAUUGGUCAAUCUCUCGCACGUGACAGGUCACUUUCCCGUAACGAUCCUAUAGCAUACUAUCGUACUUACGCAUGCGCAAUACUAUGAUGAGUCCAUAUUUCAUGGAGUCGGGUAUUCAUUAGUAAAAAUCCGGUUCAUUAGUAAUAGGCCACACACGCACGCCCAUCACCACUCAUGACUGGCACCCAUUGGAUAAGAACUCAAGUGGCGUCCAAUAGUUCCAAUGCUACCUAAUGGCCAGUGGGCGUGGUUUAAACUGAAUUGAAGUCGCACCAACGAACCGGAUAGACGGGCGAUCUAUUUUAGCCCCGCCGAAUGGCACGUGGGAAGCAAACUUCGUGCACUGCAUGUUCUUGGCGUGCGCGUCACAUUACGCGCGGCGAGCACGCAAUGUAGACUUAUUUGUGUAAGUACAGUGCAAGGCAAGGAUGUCGAACAUCUAUCUAUAGGCUGUGAUUGGUCAAGACACUGAUAGGCGGGGCUUAAUAGAUCGUACAAUUUGCAAACUAAUGAUUUGUUUUAUCAAAGCCAUCCUAAAAAAAAUUAACAAAUUGCCAAUGCUCUUAAUUAAUGUACAAGACAGUGUAUUAUAUAUUUCUCUCGUAAACCCCAUAAGAUAAAAGCAUCUCAGUUUGUUUUACAAUUAACUCUCCAUAUGUACCAAAUUAUUUUCUUCUGUUACUGAAUGUGUUAAUAUUGUACAGUACAUAAGUGUUCUUGCGAGUAAAGAACUGAACAUGCAAGAGAUCUUUGGAAACAUUUCACACAAUGUUGUAAUAAACCAUUUCUCACAUAAGAAAAUUA